GAAUGUGGAGCCGGGGGGGUUUGGGUCUGGGGGGGGGGGGCGAUAUAUACGCCAAUGUGACACACGCGGCUGUGCCGACGAAUAAUAGGAACAGUUAUACCGGGCCAAGCUCAAGUACCAACAGCAGUCUGAACGGGAGCCGAACCAUCAAACACACCACAUCGAUGGCGUCGCUGAGUUCGCAAGCGAGAAGCGGGAGUGGUGUUCUGACUAAACACAACACCGUGGGAUCUACGGGUACGGGGAUGGGCGAAGGAGAGUAUCUGAACUCAGACCAAAUCCGAGCGCUAGAACAAGACGCGCAUGCGCACACGCACACGCACACGCGUAAGAAGUCGCGUGAACUGACCAACGAAAUCACAGACCUGCGCACACAGCUGGCGAAUAGGCCCAAGGUACCGUCACGGGAGAAUGUGGUAGGGGAGAUGCUACGGAUACCCAAGACGCUUGUGUUGGCCAAUGCACGUGAGUGUAGCGCGUUCCAUGACUUCUCACAUAUCGCAGACCAUGGCGAGCGGAGGAAGGUCAUUGGGGCGAUCAUGCAGACGUCGCCGUCGGGGAGUUGGUUGCUGCGGUAUAAUAGGGAGAAGGGCGUGUUCGUCAUCACCGUAAAGUAUGAACAAAAGACAUACCAUUUCCCCAUGCACAAACCCGACACCAGCGACGGCAGCGUCAAGUACGCCCUAGCCGAGGGCGAGCCCCACCAUGACGAUCCCAGCACACUACUCAGUUACUACAUCACACACAGUCUGCCCUUAAAUGUGGACACCUGCCUGCUACAUGCUGUAUUACGGCAAGACUUAGAGGACGAAGAGAUGAGCUCGAGCGACUAUGCCAAUAUCCGGAGCUUGCCGAAAACAUCCAGUAGACCCAAUGUCCCGGAAAGGGGUGCACCGGUCCCAAAAGCCAAGCCCAGGGUGCCGAUUGUGGAUAGGUAAAGUGGUGCGAUCUGACAUCGGUGGUUUAAAGUAAAUACUAGCCAAGGUAAAUGAGUACAUGUUCGCCUUUAUCUAGCGAUUGGCCGGGAUUGAGUUGUUCCAUUUUAUUGGGAGAAAAUAAUAAUAUAAAACUUCGAUGAUCUGAGUACA
Messenger RNA from Sphaeroforma arctica JP610, 1088 nucleotides. RefSeq lists its product as hypothetical. The record is from RefSeq and is a predicted model, not a curated record. NCBI's taxonomy places the organism in Eukaryota, Ichthyosporea, Ichthyophonida. The annotation marks the transcript as partial. The transcript is spliced from 2 exons.